Parus major (Great Tit) is the source of this 5717-nucleotide messenger RNA. RefSeq names its product sushi domain containing 4 (gene SUSD4). Lineage: Eukaryota; Metazoa; Chordata; Aves; Passeriformes; Paridae. Gene Ontology annotation, biological process: negative regulation of complement activation, classical pathway; negative regulation of complement activation, alternative pathway. The coding region runs from base 183 to 1634 and encodes 483 amino acids. The record is from RefSeq and is a predicted model, not a curated record. The transcript is spliced from 9 exons.
UCCCACUCCCAAAAACUGUGAAAGACGCAGCGCUGCCACCAGCGCUGCUAAACUGCGUCUCGUAUCUAACGUUCUGCCUACGUGACGAAGCACAGGGCAUUCCAAAGAUGCUCCCUCAGAGCUGCGCACCACGAAACCGCGUUUGAGGUGGCGGCGAACCGGAUGCCUUUGGCGGGCAGAAGAUGUGUCAUGGGAAGCAGGCGAGCGGCGGCGGUGCCCUCCCGGCGGCUCGGCGGCGGGCGCUGGCCGCUGCGCUGUGGCUGCAGCUGGCGCUGAGCCUCGGCCCGGGGCUGGCGGCGGGCGGGUUUGAUGACCUGCAAGCGUGUGCUGAUCCUGGAGCUCCUGAACAUGGCUACAAGACGCCCAGCGCUGGUGUUUUCUUUGAAAGCGUGGUGGUCCGGUUCCAUUGCCAAGAAGGAUACAGGCUCAAUGGUACUUCCAAAAAACUUUGUGUGAGACACUUUAAUGGCUCCCUGAGCUGGAAACCCAGUGAUAAACCUGUGUGCCUACAAGAAGUCACAGAUUGCCUUGUUCCACAUGUUGAAGAUGCAGAGGUUCAUAACAAGACAUACAGGACUGGCGAUAAGUUAAUAAUCAGCUGUCAUGAAGGAUUCCAGAUCCGUUACCCUGACUUAGACAACAUGGUUUCCAUAUGUCAAGACGAUGGAACAUGGGAUAAUCUACCCAUAUGUCAAGGUUGCCUGAGGCCGUUGGUUCUUCCUCAUAGUUACAUUAACAUAUCUGAGUUCGGGGCCUCCUUCCCCGUAGGAACAGUGGUGUACUAUCAGUGCUUUCCUGGAUAUAAACUAGAAGGGGCAGAGAUCCUUGAGUGCAUGUAUAACCUUAUCUGGUCAGAUAGCCCACCUAGGUGCCUUGAUGUGGAAGUCUGUCCACUACCUCCAAUGGUGAGUCAUGGAGACUACAUCUGCCACCCGCGGCCUUGUGAGCGCUACAACCACGGGACGGUGGUGGAGUUCUACUGUGACCCUGGUUACACCCUCACCAACGACUACAAGUACAUCACCUGCCAGUAUGGAGAGUGGUUCCCCUCCUACCAGGUGUACUGUGUCAAAACAGAACAAACCUGGCCAAAUACACAGGAGACCCUCCUGACUACAUGGAAAAUAGUGGCAUUUACUGCUACCAGUGUUUUAUUAGUACUGCUACUGGUUAUUUUAGCCAGGAUGUUCCAGACCAAAUUUAAGACGCAUUUCCUUCCACGAGGCAACCAGGAGGGCUCCAUGGGCGACCCCGACUUCGUGGUGGUGGAUGGUGUUCCUGUCAUGCUGCCUUCCUACGAUGAAGCUGUCAGCAGCGGCUUGAGUGCCCUGGCACCCGGAUACUCAGCUGCCGCAGACCAGGGGCAUAUUUUGCAGACAGAAGAUCAGAAUCCUCCUGCUUACCCUGGUCCCAGGAUUCCAGACACGCAGCCCAGUGAAUUUGAGACCUGUGACAGUAGGUCGGGUUCCUCUGAACUGCUCCAAAGUUUGUACCCAUCCCUGACAUGCCAAGCAGCAGCGCUUCCUGGCUCAGAUCGAACUGACGUACCCCACAGCACUGAUGGGGACGCUGCAUCCACGAGUCCCCGGAUCGAUAUCACAGAUGAGAUUCCUUUGAUGGAAGAAGACCCUUAGCCUGCACUGAGUUGUGUCUUCAUCACAUUGCACUGUUGGGUGACAUGAAUCAUGAGGAUUCAGAGAUAGAAAAGACUCUCUGUGGAUUUGGGGAGGGUGUUUUCCUACUUAUCAAUCUUCCACGUGAUGAUAUCACCAGGUUGGGUGUAUGUCUUAAUCCACAGCAGGGAUAACAGCGUCGGAAUUUGGAACAGCAGCAGUUUUAUGAAUGAAUCCUGGGGAUUUGAUGAGAGCAGAUGUAGAAAAACAACUGUGGCUUUUUAGAAAUGAAAUGUGUAUCUGCAUCGCAGAAAGUCAUAUGGCUCUGUAAGAAAUGCUAUUGGAUUUUGAUACUAACUGCCUCACAAAAGCAUGUCAAAAUAUGUAAAGUUGCUUAUAAAGACUGCUUUAAAUGAUCUAUGGACCUCUAGUUUAUGAAGAAUCCUUUCAAGUUUAAAAAAUAUCCGUACAGAAACACACACAAAAAAAGAGGAAAGAUCCUCUUUGACUUUCCUAUGAUAACCAGGAAAUUUUUGAUUUAGUUGUUGGUGACUUUGCUUCAGACCAUGUCUGCAGAAAAUAUAACAGAAAUGAUUGGAUUCAUAUAUACUUUGAUGUACAAUAGCAAAUAUAUAUAAAUAUAUAUAUAUAUUUAAAAACUCUUAAAGAGAAAGAAAAGGAAAGACUCCCAGGUAACAUAACGAUCUGGAGAUUUUUUUUAAAGGUAAGGCAGAAUUUAUAUAAUAGAAAAUAUUCAAAGUAUCAAUAUUUGUAUUUAUGCAAGACUUCUGUGACUACAUUGCAUUUGAUAAAUACUACUGUAAUAUGAGAGAUCUAGAAGAUGUUAAAAUUAUGAAAUACAUGCUUAAGAAAUGUUGAACUGCUGUGCUUCAACCUUUCUUAAGCUCUUAAAUAUAUAUAUAUAUAUAUAUAUAUAUAUGCAAAUAAUCUACAGUCAUAGCCCAGAGCACUGCCUUGUCCUGUACAUUGUGGUAGUAUUCUGAGCCAUUAUUGUAGAAUACUUUUUUAAAAAAAUAAUAAAGCUGAGUUUCAGUUCUUUUGACUUAUCUGACUAUUGUGUAGUUGACCUUUUUUUCCCUUCCUCACUUCUUUCCCCAGCUCCUACCUGAAGGUAGGAGGUAGCAGAACACCCGUCCUGUGGCAUUUUCAGCUUUACAUCCAUUAUCCAGCUGGAAACUGAGAGUGUGGUUCUGGUUCAGCAGAGCACACGGAAUGGGUGCAGCAGUGGCACAGCUUCUGCAGAUGCAGUGUGGGUUUUGUUAAGGGUUUGCUCUGCUCUGCAGGCUGCGCCAGAGCAUUGUGCUAAAGCCUGCAUGAGGGGUUCACUCUGUGGUGUUGCAGGCUAUUUGCUCUUUGUCAGGAACAUUCCUGGCUGUUUCAUCUACUUACUGAAAUCUAAGCAGAUUUUCUUGUCUUAUUUUUGGUAUUGUGCAGAUGAAACAUCCUAAACUGGCAGUGUUUGGAGGAAUAACUCACUGUGCGUUAAUGACAGAGAUUGCCGUCAUGUGGGCUAAUCCAAACCAAAGGGGAAAAUAAGUCUAAGUGCUGAUUUUAUGUACAAAGUAAAUUAAUAAUAUCUCUAUUGCUGUAAAUAGAGGAUCACUACAAGCUGCCCUAUUAUUUUUUUAUGAUUGUUUAAUGAUUUAUUUGUAUUGUGGUAGCAUUUAGUGGCCCCAAUCAUGAGUCAGGCUAGUGGAAUAAUAGAUGUGCCGCAACCAUUCAAGGAAAGUGUUUAUUAGCAUCCUGUCAGCAACUGUACAUGACAGCAAGAAGCAAAAGCAGACCAAAAACUGUGGUGAGCUGAAGUAACUAUGUCAAUUAUCCUAUGGUAAGAUUGAUGAAAACACAGCGAUUGGUACUGAAAAAUAUUCAAUAUGAGACAUAUUCCAUAUUAUCCUCAUUCUUACUUACACAAUAUUUGCAUUUUUCUUCUCCUGAAUUUUCUCAGUUGCAGCUGUAUGUUCAGGUUUAUCCCAGAUAUGUAUCUGUCAAGGUGUUUGUAUUUUCUUGGCUACCCCUUCCUUUUUAGAUCUCAAGCUUCCCAGAGGUGUUUGCACAACCAACUGAUGCUUGGAAUUAUCAAGACAGGAAUGCUGUAAAACCAACCCUGAAGUGAAGCAUGCCCCAAGCCUCCAGUCAGUUACGUGAUUUCAGUUUCAUAAUGCCAUUGAAAAGUAUUGAAUUUACUUUAAAUGCCUUAUAAAAUAUUAUGAAGUCCAUCUUUGCUGGUCUUUUAGCAGCUCGUGAAAUUUCAUUCCUUAUUAAAUUUUUUUGCUUCCAUUUAUUAACUUCUGUUAUGAAAGCUUCUUGAUUAAUAUUUGGAGCUCUGAGGUUUUACAGAUCUACACUGCUGUGUGUAUUGUAUUGCAGUCAUUUCAUUAAGGGAGCCAGACAGGGUAACUUAAGAAAUGUAAAUUAAUGACUUAUUAGACCAUUUUUAUUUUAAGAAGUGCAGAACUGCAAAUACACCAGAAAACAUGAAUGUAUUAAUUUUGCCUGAUAGCCUCUUGAUUGCACUGUGCUAAAAGGGAAGAGAGUUUUACCAUUUUUUUGCUUAUGUUGGAUAAGACUUCCUGAAAAGCUACUUUUGGGGGGGAUUAUUUGAAUGGUUGAGUUUAGGGGGUUUUGCAUGCUUGAAUAUUUGGGGGGAAAAGAGAGGACUUUUUUCUCAUGCUAAUUUUUUUCCACAUAGGGCUUGAAUUCUCACGAAAGAACUGCCUGCCCCUGGAUCCACACCUGUGUCCCAAGCCACAGGGUGACACCCUGAGUCGGGGGCUGUCUCCAGGUGCCCCCAGCCUGCCCAGCAGCCUGGACACCUGGAGAACUCCACAGCUCCCUGGCCUAAGCCCUCAGGAUGUUUUUGGGGCCUCAAGAGACAAGAGGGCUGCUGUGAUCAUGGCAGGAUAUUCACUGUGUAAAUGAGACCAGAUGGGAGGAUGAGCACAUCUUAUGCAGAUCAUAAGCUGUUUUCCCUUGAGCUAACUGGAUGUGAAUUAAAACAGAUCCAGGAAAACCCUUGUUGGUGAGGGGAAAAGCAGCAUGUUAGUGAAGAUGGACAACCCAUGUGCCUUCAGCAGAGAGAAAAAGGGUGUGUACUUUUUCCUGGAGUGAGAACUCCAGGAAAGAAAAACAAGAACUAGCUUCACCCUGCCAAUAUUUCUAAAAAUGAGAAAAGAGGAGCAGAAGUGAGCAAUGUGUCAGUCUUCGACACUGACUUACAAACGGGGACUUGACCUGCAGAGUGCUGGGUGAAGGGUGGGGAUCCAGGGUCUCACAGGAGCUCUGCAGGGAGUGAAUCACAACCUGAGCAUGAGUCAACAGAACCUAGCUGUUGUGAAAAUGUUAAAUGUCAACACAGGAGUGUUUACACAGAGCUGUAACUUAUAAAAUGCAUGAAGCAAUCCUUCAGCUGCACUCAGCACUCAUAAGGCCUCAGUUACAGCUGUGUGUCAAAUGUUGAGCAAUUUUUUUCCUCUUCAAGGGAAACAUAGUGUAACUGGGUGGCAGCCAAGCAGAGAGAAUCAAGCAGAGAGAAUUGGAAGAACCUGUCCUGUCAUCACAGGUCACAGAUUUUGUAGCAUUCAGUAUGAACAUCAGAAGACCAAAGAGAACACAGAAAUUCAGUUUUCUGUAAGAAGCAUAUUUUGCAAAGAAGAAGGAUUUUAUCCAUAUAAGUAGGACAACAAUAGUCGACUUAAUUGAAGCUUGAGAGAAUUAGGUUAGAUAUUGGGAAAAACAUUCUAGUCACAGGUUUGGUUACUGGGAGGGAGUGAUGGUCUGAAGAAGCUGUAAAAACCUCUGAGAGAUUUUUAAAGACUGUUUUAAGUAGAGGCCAGGAAAACACUGGGGGAGAUGGACAGUGUGAACUUUGGGGCCCCUUCUCAUUCUGUCUCUGCAUGAUUCCCAGCUUGUGAGAACUAUACUUGGCUGAUGCCCAGUUUUGCCCAUAGACUAAUUCCAAACUGAUAGUACUGGCACAGUGGUCAGCGCUCAUCCAAACCAGAGCCAGAAAUACUCUCUAUUCCACCAACAGCAGCUUUCAUGUAGCGUGGGCUGAACUCCAAUAAAAUCCUGUGAAUUAAA